Molecule: messenger RNA, 381 nt
Organism: Protopolystoma xenopodis
Lineage: Eukaryota; Metazoa; Platyhelminthes; Monogenea; Polystomatidea; Polystomatidae
Source: the annotation of a GenBank genome assembly
AUGAAAGAGCAAUUUGCAAACAGUGAUUCAGCAAUGUUCCGAAGACAGAUUAGGGUAGAGCAGAGGCAAAUGGCCUCAGGUCGCUCACAAGAAAGUCGGGACGGUAUCGAGGCUGGUCUAAUGAUGAUGAAGCUAACUCCAAGCUCAGGACAAAAGGAUCUGAUCAAAACUACCAAUUGGAUACCGCUUUGUCAACUGACCACAGCAGGACCAGAGCAUGAUCGGACUCAUGAAACCGAACCUCCAACCUGUUCCGCCGGCAGGCCUUCAGGGGCUUGUCGGGUUGGUGCGGAGCAAGCGGAGUUCUCUCGACUCGGCAGCUCGGAAGCCUUUUGGAAGGAUGAACGCCGUGUUCGAUAUGGCGUUCGAGUAACCAGAUGA